AUGGGCUCCGGCGCAUCCAAGUCCGCCGCGCAGAGCACUAUUCGCAAAUUCCCAAACAGAGCUCCUGGGUCAGCAGUGCCACCACCCUCGACGGGAUCCUCCGCCUCCAGAGCGGCUGCGGCGUCAAGACCACCGCCGAGCCGAAAGGCCCAGGCCCCAAAGGCGUCGCUGGCAAAGGAUGAAGCGAUCCUCCGAGACGGCUCCGACCCGCACAUGUCGAUGUCGCCACCCCCAGACAGCAGCCUGCAGCCGGGCCUCGCCGAGCGGCUGCGCCAGAUAGGCGUCCCCGCCCAUGAGCAGCCCUCCGGCGGGGGCCCGGUCUUCCCGUCGCCGUCCAACAACGCCGUCCUGUCCGCGCUCGAGGCCCGCGAGAGGCUGGCCCGCGAGGCCGAAGAGGAGUUCGAUGGCCUCGGGGUGUCAGGCGGCCAGGGCCGGAGGUUCCUCACGUCGGGCAUGAUCCAGGACGUGCUCGUCAUGCGGGAGCGGGGCGCGGCCGACGGGGAAAUCGAACACCGCUUCAACCUGAGGAGGGGUGUGGUGAGGAAGCUGGGCCCUAGGAGUCUGUUCCAGCCUGUUGGGGGGCCCGCGCCCUGA
Messenger RNA from Diaporthe citri, 594 nucleotides. RefSeq lists its product as uncharacterized. The coding region runs from base 1 to 594 and encodes 197 amino acids. The transcript is spliced from 3 exons. Lineage: Eukaryota; Fungi; Ascomycota; Sordariomycetes; Diaporthales; Diaporthaceae. The record is from RefSeq and is a predicted model, not a curated record.